AGGGAGUAGAUCAUUAAAACAACAUGAGCUGGACCACUUGGGUUCUGUUUGUGGGCCUUCUGUGGAGUUAUCCUGUUUCCAGUGGACAAAAUGAGACUGAAGGAAAACGACUCCAAGAUUGUUUGAUGAAGAAACAACAUUUUAUUAUUGCUGAUAACUUCAGUGGCUUCAUCACUGGAGAUGAACAUUUGGAUCGGAACCAGAGUUGCAUCCUAUUUCUGGAGAACAACAUGGAGGCACCAAAGAUGUUUGGAAAGAUAUUUCCUCAAAUGAAGGAGCAUAAUGGUUCUCGUGUACUACUCGUCUCAGAGGAUUACAUCACAGUGGACGGGUGUCUGUGUGUCCUGGAAGGGAAGUGUGACUUAACAUCAUUUACCCUCAAAGGGCCGUGCAUGCAUACAUGUCUGCAAAGAGCUGAAUGUCAACAACAACGUUACAAUGGAAACCUCUGCAACAAAAUGUUCCCUCAGGUCGAAGAGAAGUACAUCAUCAACAUGGAGCGCCGAUCAUGUCAUAACUGUAAUGCAGGGAAAUUGCCGGAGAACCAAAUUGAUUUGAAAAAUAUGUUUCCAACUGAACACGGAGAAGUCAUCGACGCCGCCAAAGCUAAUAGAGUCAUGAACAAAAUGGCCGAACUUGCCAGAUCCAUCAACUCUUCUUCGGUUUCAAUGACUUUGGGAGAAGGUGUAUUUGGUAUCUUAAUGAAACAAACAGACCCCCAAGAUGUCAUGGAGGUCUCAUUUGCUAUUGUGGCUAAAAGGAACAAGAUAUAUAUGAUAGAAGACAAAGCUACUCUGACUCAAUACUCACGAUCUGUCACAAUGCCCAAAGAAGCGUUUAACAAAGCCGUGUGUCAGCAUAUGCUGCCAUUUGUAUCCGUUUUACGGUUCAACAAUCUGAUUUCGGAUGAGGAGAACAGCACUCUUUUAGGCAAUGAGGUUUUCGCAGUUGAAAUGGGAAUCACUGUCGCUGAUCUGACAGACAAAAUACACAUCAAUUACAAGGGCAAUACAUAUGGAAAAAUUCCAUCUUGUGGUUCAUGGAAUGGUGAAGGAAGCCGACCACUCUGGACUAAGGACGGAUGUCAGACCAAAAUAAAUAAUGACACCAUUACAUGCGAGUGUUCUCAUUUGACCUUUUUCGCUAUCUUAUUGUCUUCUUCUCACGUGAACUCCCUCACCAUCAUCACCCAAAUUGGCUGUGUUGUGUCCAUGUUCUUCCUCAGCGUAGUCCUCUUCAUGCACUUCCUUCUGAGGAGGACCAAGGCCACUACAGCCACAAUAAUUCUCAUCCACCUGGUGUCGGCCAUGUUCCUGCUCAACCUCACUUUCCUGAUCAACAACUUUGUGGCAAAACUGGGCAACUCUUUGGGUUGUAUGAUUGAGGCGGCUUUCAUGCACUACUUCAUGUUGACCACCUUCACUUGGUUUGCUGUGCAGGCCUUCCACCUCUGCCUCAAUCUCUACCAGGGGGGCCACAUUGUAAUCCGUCAUUACAUCCUCAAAGUCUCCAUUCCCAGUUGGGUGCUACCGGGUGUCGUUGGGAUGGUCCUGUUCUCCUCAGGAAAAUAUGGCAAACAAGUGAUUGCCACGAGUGACACUGAACACAAUGUGACCAUAUGCUGGAUAACGGACAAUGACGUGCACUACAUUGUCAACAUAGGUUACUAUGCGUUGGUCUUCCUCUUCACCUUCACUACCUUCAUCAUCGUAGUGUCCUGGCUCUUUUGUCUCCAGAGAGUGGGAAGUGGAAAAAGUAGCGCAGAAAUAAACACCAAUAUACGAGGCAUCUCAAUCAUCAUGGGACUGUGUUGCAUGAUGGGUAUAACUUGGGGUUUCGCCUUCUUCGCCUCCGGUAUCCUCCGGAUUCCCUCCUACUACAUUUUCACGGUCUUGAAUUCUUUCCAAGGUUUCUUCCUGUUCAUCUACUACUGUAAAACCAGUAACUCGAGAGAGCCAACCAGUGGUAAUGGAAGCGCAGCCAGCAUCAGCACUGUUCAAAGCAGCCUGCAAAGCAGCCUGCACAGCAGCGAGAACACCUACGUCAACUUCAAACUCCGACAAGACAUACGUGGGAUUAAAGUGGGGCGCUGAUCAGCUUGCAGUCAGCGAGUAGUAUUAAGAAGUGUACUGGUUAAAUAAUAACAUUGUAAGUCAGCUCUGACAUACACUAGUCACUAGUGCAUAGGGAAGUUACUUUAAUAUUACAUUGUUUAGUUUCUUAGGAGCAGAAUUUGGUUUGCAAAUUUUCAUUCAUUGAGGAUCUGAAAAGGCUGCGUUUCAUGGAGUUCAUUAUAAAACGAGUAAACAGAUUUACAAUAGAAAAACAUGAUUAUUAAAAUGACAUGUUCAAGACUAAACUGCAACUGAUAAAAUGUCUUUAUUUAUUCGUAGAAAAGUACAAAUAAUGUUUCUGAAGCAUCAUUUGACCGUUUUAAAUAUGAAAAUUUGAUAAGAAUUAGAUAAAGAAUAUUUUAUUAAGUUUCAAUCACACAAACAUUAAAACAUACAAUAAGGAUCAAUACUUUAACUAAUUUGUAAUUGGGACAUUAUAACUUUUACAGCAAGAGAGCUUCUGCUUCCUUGAGAGCAUUUUCCAUUUCAACCACCUGCAGGGAGAAGUUCUCUCUUUCUUGCAUCAUAUGUUCCCUCGCUUUUGAGAGUCCUGUCAUCGUUGUUUGGAUUUCCUAUGAAAGUGUAAAAUGAGGAUAAUUUAAAAUACACUGCGAUCAUCAUUUAAAUAGUUUACAACAAAGGGCAAAGUGUAAGUUUAACUCACCUCUAAGCAGACAUGUUGCUGUGACGCAGUGUCUCCAAACACUUUUAAUUCAUUCAGCAGGUCUGUGAAGACACUCUGAAAUAGAGACAAUGAAAGUUGUGUUUAAUAGAUGGCAUUGCCUAUGAUAGCCAAAAGGCUGUUACCCCUUAUGUGUAGGAUACAAGAAUAGUAGAAAUGUGAAUUAUUUUUUAAUCGGGUUAUAUAAUUUCUCACUUUAAUUGUGUGCUAUACAACAAGUCAAGUGCAUGUUUGUAGUUCUGUGUGAGUGUUAUAAAACAAAACAUGACUACUUAUAACAUCCAGUAAACUGAAAUAAAAUAUACAUACCAUAA
Pseudoliparis swirei is the source of this 3110-nucleotide messenger RNA. RefSeq names its product adhesion G protein-coupled receptor G3-like. The transcript has 16 exons. Bases 24 to 2093 code for a protein of 689 amino acids. The record is from RefSeq and is a predicted model, not a curated record. Gene Ontology annotation, cellular component: membrane. Gene Ontology annotation, biological process: adenylate cyclase-activating G protein-coupled receptor signaling pathway; cell surface receptor signaling pathway. Gene Ontology annotation, molecular function: G protein-coupled receptor activity. NCBI's taxonomy places the organism in Eukaryota, Metazoa, Chordata, Actinopteri, Perciformes, Liparidae.